Molecule: messenger RNA, 732 nt
Organism: Magallana angulata
Lineage: Eukaryota; Metazoa; Mollusca; Bivalvia; Ostreida; Ostreidae
Exons: 2
Coding region: 53-655 (200 amino acids)
Source: RefSeq, a predicted model, not a curated record
UUAAAACUCGUGGUGCACACACGGUAUUCCACAGAGACUAGCGUUUCACAAAAUGAAGAUCCAUACAUACUUAUUUCAAUUAAGUAUCCUGUUGUGUGGGUUUGGAAGUAAACAUAUAGCAGAAACGGAUGCCGACGUGUGUGAUAGACCUCAUUUUUGCACAAUUAUGCCUUGGCGUUCCUGGAGUAACUGCGAGCAAAACUGCAGCAGACCAGCAUUACAGCUCAGGAGACGUUAUCUGUGUUUCGAUACCAAUGUAUUCCCUUCCCCGACAAGAGAGAAGGUUUUAAGAUAUUGCAAUAUAUCGAAUCAAAUACUAAUGACGGAAAGGCGAACUUGUGAGAGAGUUAACUGCUCAUUAGGGAAAAAGAAUACAUCAAUCGCACGUGAAAACUACAGUUCGUCAAACAACAGCCUGGAAUUGCCAGUUUGGAUCCAGAGAAUUGAAUUCAUCGUUUUGGCAGUGGUAUCGGUGAUAUUUCUGAUGACUAUAGUAUGUGUUUGUCGAAAGUGUUGUCUGUUCUGGGGGUGUAUCACUGGUAAUAAAGAUGAUGACAUUGAAGUUAACAGAGGUAGAAAGAAAAUACCAAAGGGUAAAGUUUCGGCGAUUUCCAACAAGGAAAGCGUUAUGGCAAUGUCGCUUGUGAAUGUUUAGAACACAUAUUUGCUGUGUUGUUAUUCAAAAAAUAAAAUGUUGUUCUCGGUUGCUGCAUGCGUAAUAAAACAAAAUGU